Molecule: messenger RNA, 4186 nt
Organism: Falco peregrinus (peregrine falcon)
Lineage: Eukaryota; Metazoa; Chordata; Aves; Falconiformes; Falconidae
Gene: IRS1
Product: insulin receptor substrate 1
Biological process (GO): insulin receptor signaling pathway
Cellular component (GO): cytosol; plasma membrane
Molecular function (GO): insulin receptor binding; phosphatidylinositol 3-kinase binding
Source: RefSeq, a predicted model, not a curated record
GGAAGCAGCGCGUAUUUUUGGGUGCAAACCCCGGACUUUGCAAAACAAUCUCCGCCCCCAAGAGGAUAUUUAAUCUGCAGUAGAAAUCGCUACUCGCGGAGGCAAACUUGAGACGGGGAAGGGGUGCGGAGCGGAGGAAGGGGACCCCGGGCCCCCGGCCGGCCCCGCGGAGCCCGAGCCCCCCGAGGGAAGAUGCGUUUCUGUUUCCCGGCGGCUGCUCUCGGGACGAGACUUUCGCCUGGACUGAUCGGGACUGGACUUUUUAAGGACGCGCUUCCCCAUCUAAGGGCGAUUUGGGCAUAAACAGCGACGCAAACUCUGAUUUGGUGCUGGAAGCUGCCUCUGCCACUGAACAGCUGCUCUCACCCUGCUUCUGGCCCUCCCCUGUCCCGUUCUCAAAAGAGGAUCCCGAGCUAGUUUGCUUUUUCUGUUUGAUUGUUUUUUAAUUGUUGUUGCAUUAAUUUUAUUUUAGGUGGUUGUCUUUCCCGGCUGGCUUGGCUGUUUUGGGGUCUUGCGGACUGCUAGCUGCAGUAACAGCUCCACCGCCUCUCAUCAUGGCUAGCCCCACAGAUAAUAACGAGGGCUUCUUCUCAGAUGUCAGAAAGGUGGGUUACUUGCGCAAACCCAAGAGCAUGCAUAAACGCUUUUUUGUGCUGAGGGCAGCCAGUGAGUCUGGACCCGCCCGGCUGGAGUAUUACGAGAAUGAGAAGAAAUGGAGGCACAAGUCAGGGGCCCCCAAGCGCUCCAUCCCACUAGAAAGCUGCUUCAACAUCAACAAACGGGCUGACUCCAAGAACAAGCACCUGGUGGCCCUCUACACUAAGGACGAGCACUUUGCCAUUGCAGCUGACAGCGAGCCUGAACAGGAGAGCUGGUACCAAGCGCUGCUGCAAUUGCACAACAGGGCCAAGGGCCACCACCACCUCCACCACCAUCACCACCACCACCACAGUGACGUCACCUUCGGAGGCAGCAGCGUGGGGCUGGGGGAGGCAGGUGAGGACAGCUAUGGUGAGGUAGCCCCUGGCCCAGCUUUUAAGGAAGUUUGGCAAGUAAUUCUGAAGCCUAAGGGCCUAGGCCAGACAAAGAACCUGAUUGGCAUCUACCGCCUGUGCCUGACUAACAAGACCAUCAGCUUUGUGAAGCUGAAUUCGGAUGCGGCUGCUGUGGUGCUGCAGCUGCUCAAUAUCCGCCGCUGUGGUCACUCUGAGAACUUCUUCUUCAUCGAGGUGGGGCGCUCAGCCGUCACUGGGCCUGGUGAGUUCUGGAUGCAGGUGGACGACUCGGUGGUGGCACAGAACAUGCAUGAAACCAUCCUAGAGGCUAUGCGAGCCAUGAGCGAGGAAUUCCGGCCCCGCAGCAAGAGCCAGUCCUCGUCGAACUGUUCCAACCCCAUCUCUGUGCCCCUUCGCAGCAGGCACCAUGUCAACAACCCUCCGCCCAGCCAGGUGGGGCUGAGUCGCCGGUCCAGGACCGAGAGCGUCACGGCCACCUCUCCUGCUGGUGGUGGGGGUGGAGGUACGGGUGGCAAACCCAGCUCUUUCCGGGUUCGAGCAUCGAGCGACGGGGAAGGCACGAUGUCAAGGCCUGCUUCUGUGGAUGGUAGCCCAGUUAGUCCCAGUGCCAACCGGACCCACUCGCAUAGGCACCGCGGCAACUCCAGGCUCCAUCCUCCGCUCAACCACAGCCGGUCCAUCCCGAUGCCUUCCUCACGCUGCUCUCCUUCGGCCACCAGUCCAGUCAGCCUCUCAUCCAGCAGCACUAGCGGCCACGGCUCCACCUCGGAUUGCCUGUUUCCACGAAGGUCUAGUGCUUCGGUUUCAGGCUCCCCUAGCGAUGGUGGAUUUAUUUCUUCUGACGAGUAUGGUUCCAGCCCGUGUGACUUCCGCAGCUCUUUUCGCAGCGUGACUCCGGAUUCGUUGGGGCACACCCCACCAGCUCGGGGCGAUGAGGAGCUCAACUAUAUCUGCAUGGGGGGAAAGGCCACCUCCUCUUGCUGCAGCCUGGCAGCCCCCAAUGGCCACUUCGUCCCACGCAGCUGCCACCCGCAGCAGCAGUCCCGCUACCCUGGUACACCGUGCUGUCCUCGAGGCGGUAGCGAGGAGGUUGCCGACUUGGAGAAGGCGUUCAGGAAGCGGACUCACUCAGCAGGCACUUCGCCCACCAUCUCCCACCAGAAGACACCCUCGCAGUCUUCGGUGGCCUCCAUCGAGGAGUACACGGAGAUGCUGCCUUCGUACCCCUGUGGCAGCAGCCGGCUGCCCUCCUACCGGCACUCGGCCUUCGUGCCCACUCACUCCUACCCAGAGGAGUGCCUGGAGAUGCACCACCUGGAGGGCGGCCAUCAUCGGACCAACUCCGCCCCGCACACAGAUGAUGGCUACAUGCCCAUGUCGCCUGGCGUAGCCCCCGUGCCCAGCGGUGGGGGGGCCCCCAAGGGCGGCGACUACAUGCCCAUGAGUCCCAAGAGCGUGUCGGCCCCCCAGCAGAUCAUCAACCCCGGCAGGGGGGGCCGCCACCCUCCAGCCACGGUGGACUCCAACGGCUACAUGAUGAUGUCUCCCAGCGGCAGCUACUCCCCUGAUGGUGGCUCGGCGGGCUAUGGCAAGAUCUGGACGAACGGUGCCGGCCACCACCCGAAACUCUCGGUGGAGAGCAAUGAAGGGAAGCUCCCCUGCGGCGGCAGCGACUACAUCAACAUGUCCCCAGCCAGCGGCUCCACCACCAGCACCCCGCCGGACUGCUACUUCGGGGGCGCGGGGCAGCCGGGUGUGGAGGAGGCCGCCGCCGCCGCCCACCACAAACCCAUCUACUCCUACUUCUCGCUGCCGCGCUCCUUCAAGCACAUGCACCGGCGGGGCGGCGGCGGGCCGGCGGCGGCGGGCGAGGAGGGCAGCCCCCAGCCCCGCAUCGCGCUCGGCUCCGGCCGCCUCCUCUACGCCGCCGAGGACUCGUCGUCCUCCACCAGCAGCGACAGCCUGGGCGGCGGCGGCGGCGCGGAGGGCGGCCCCCCGCAGGCGCAGCCCCCGCGCAAGGUGGACACGGCGGUGCAGACCAAGGGCCGCCUGGCGCGACCCACGCGGCUGUCGCUGGGCGGCCCCAAGGCCAGCACCCUGCCGCGGGCCCGGGAGCAGCCGCCGCUCCUCCUGCCGCCGGAGCCCAAGAGUCCCGGCGAGUACGUCAACAUCGAGUUCAUCGCCGGCGAGAAGCCGGCCUUCCCCGCGGCCGCCCUGGGGCUGGGGUUGCCGCCGCCGCCGGGCGACGAGGCCGCCGAGGAGUACAUGAACAUGGAGCUGGGGCCGCCGCGGGGCCCCUGCCCGGCCGGCUUCGGCGCGGCGCGGGCGGCCAGCGCGGCCCGGCCCGGCCGAGGCGCGGCCCCCGGCGGCCGGGACUACGUGACGAUGCAGCUGGGGGGCGCCGCCGCCGGGGGCUCCUGCCCGGACUGCGCCGACAGCCCUUCCCCCUGCUCGCCCGCCCGCCUGCUCAGCUACGCCGACGUGCGGGCGGGCCGCUCCGCCGCCGAGAAGCCCCCGCCGGCGGCGGCGGUGGCGGCGGCCUCCCCGGAGCUGCCGCGGCCGCCGGCCGAGCUGUCGGCGGCGCCGCCGCGCUCCUCCUCCCUGCUCGGGGGCCCCGGCGCGGGCAGCGCCUUCACCCGCGUCAGCCUGAGCCCCGGCCGCAACCAGAGCGCCAAGGUGAUCCGCGCCGACCCGCAGGGCGGCCGCCGGCGGCACAGCUCCGAGACCUUCUCGUCCACGCCGAGCGCUGCCCGCGGGGCGGCGGCGGGCGGCGGCGGGGGGCUCGGGGCGCCCUUCCCCUGCGGCGGCGCGGGGGGCGCCGAGGAGGUGAAGCGCCACAGCUCGGCCUCCUUCGAGAACGUCUGGCUGCGGCCCGCCGCGGAGGAGGCGGCCGGCGCCCCCGCUGCCCGCCGGGAGCCGGGCCCCGCGCCCGCCCUGGAGAACGGGCUCAACUACAUCGACCUGGACUUGGUGAAGGACUUCAGCCACCGCCGCCGCCACCACCUGCACCCCGCCGCCGAGGGCGCCGCUCUGCCGGGCGGGAAGCAGCCGCCGCCGCCGAAGCCCCCGGGCCAGCCUCGCGGGAGCGGCCACUCCAGCGACGACCUAAGCGCGUACGCCAGCAUCAGCUUCCAGAAGCGGGAGGAGAUGUAGGAGCCGGGCGCCCGCCG